Molecule: messenger RNA, 2171 nt
Organism: Toxotes jaculatrix (banded archerfish)
Lineage: Eukaryota; Metazoa; Chordata; Actinopteri; Toxotidae
Product: midnolin-A-like
Exons: 7
Coding region: 207-1712 (501 amino acids)
Cellular component (GO): nucleus
Molecular function (GO): protein binding
Source: RefSeq, a predicted model, not a curated record
CCAGAAAGAGGAACUGUAACAGCCUGUUGUGGUUCAACCUUCCUGUAAUCUUAAUUUUUUAACAUUCGGCGAUGCUUCACCCUUACCACUGAGGAAUGAGGAGCAAGACUAAAAAGAAAAAUCGUGCCGCAUCUUUCCCUAAUUGAUUCUGGCGACCGGGGUCUGUUUUUUUUUUUUUUCCGGACAUUUCACAGGCAGUCAGCUGAAUGGAGCAGCAGCAGAAGCAAAAGCAGCAGCAGCAGCAGCAGCAGCGGGGUUUCUGUAGCUUCACCCCGGCCCGGUCUGCAGGCUGCGGGGUUGGAGUCUCCACCGGUCAGUCCACCAUGCGUCUGUCCAUCACCUCGACCACCGGCAGCCCAGUGGAGCUCAGCGUCCCCCGAGUAGAGACUGUGGAGGGACUGAGGACACGUAUCUCCCAAAAACUCAGACUGCAAACAGACAGAAUCGUGCUCCUGCAUAAAGACAGGCAGCUGACUGCAGGAAAACUGCUGGACCUGGGUGUAGCAGACGGCAGCAAACUGACCCUGGUCCCUGUCAUUGAAGCCGGUUUACUAUGCUCAAGUGCUAGAGCUGAGAGGACCAUGAUGGAUGUUUUGGAAAGUUUAACAGAAGUUCAGAUCAGUGACUUCCUCUCCGGGCGCUCACCUUUGACCAUUAACCUGGGAAUCGGUGCUCACAUGAUGUAUGUGCAGCUCCAGCUGUCUGCGCAGGAUGUGAAAGAGCUGCAGAAGGAUGGGGAUGUGAGAGUCUGCAGUAGCAGCGAGCCUCAGACUAGCCUGCCGACAGCUGGCAGUGUGAGUCACCCCGGCUCUGCCUCAGCCUGGUCCACAGGCUCCACUACCUCACCUGCUUCCCAAAUCUCCAUUCCAGCCCCGGACCCUGCUGACUCUACGUCCCCGAUCCAACUUAGCACUCAAAGACCAAGAACUUGCUUUAACUCAACAGCUCCCACCUCCCACCCAUCCACUACUGUCCCUGCUGCAAACUGCCAACACCACUCACCUCUACCUCAAUCCUGUCACUCUAUACACACAUCUGCCCCCGUGCUUUCAACCACUUCUUUGCCCUCUGGUUGUCCACAUCCCAGCAGUCCGCUACAAGCAGCCACACCUGUCUGUUCCCCUGCUCCCUCCGGCUACAGUUCCGGACCCCCGAGUCCAGUACCAGCCUCAACCUUCAAAAAGAGUAAUGUUCAUGCGUCAUCCACUGCAGAGCUGUGUAAGCAGCCAGGAGCAGUCAUAGAAAGUUUUGUGAGCCACUCUCCAGGCGUCUUCUCCGGGACUUUCUCUGGCACUCUGACUCCUUACAGUCAGAGCGGCAUCAACCACCCUCGACGUGGCAUCAGCAUCAUUCUCCAGAUUCUCAAUGACCUCCUCAGAGCUGCCUACUACCAACAGGGGGCAACACCCACCCUUCCUCAGCGCCACUGUUCUCCUUCACACCCUCCAGUCAGCCCAGUGCUCACAGCAGAGGAGCCCAGCAAAGCCAGAAGCAAACCUCUGGUGACCCAGAGGGCGGAGCACGCCAGUGAAGCUUCAGACAUUGAGAGUCACCCCCUUCGCUCAUCCACAGAGGAAGAUCAAACCUUGCACUGUAAGCUAGAGCGCCUCCAGUUUUUGAUGCAUCAGCGGCGCCUUCGCAGGCGGACUCGCAGGAGCUCACACGUCUCACAAACGUCUCACCCGUACCAGCACCGUCACCAUCGUCCGUAACCCCUUGUGAUAGCGGUGGCAACUUGCUGAAGAGCGAGGGCGCCUCCCUUAAUGAAUGAAAGUUUCUGAGAGGGAGACGUUUGUUGCCAUUUUAUACUAUUAUAAGUAUUUCUAAAGAAUGUAAGCUUAAAAGACCUGAGGACUCUAAUUACUGUGGUUGUCAUUCUGUUGAGUAUAGUUAUUUCAUCUACCAUAAGUCUGUCUUUAAGUGACAAUGGCUCUCGUUGUUCUGUAGCAUAUGUCACAAAAGAUUUCAGUGUACAUUUUCAUGUUAUACAUCUUGGUGUUUUGUAUAAAGACCUCUUACUGUAUGUUUGUCUAUGUAUUCAAUGCCUUAACCAUACUUGUCUUGAAUGUAAACUGUAUGUUUUGAUCUCUGUUGCUCUAAAAUAUUUUACAUAUGCAAUAGUCAGAUGUAAACAUGAAGAAGGGAAAAGAAUAAAGAAAAAAAUGGAAAAA